AUGUAUCGCGGAAACUUUAACAACCGGUGAGUUGGAGGAAAAAUAGAAUAUCCUGAUUGACAAAAGACGUUUACAGAUUGAGAAUUGGUGUUGUCUACACAGAUGGUGCUUGCAUUCGAAAUGGACAACCUGGAGCUUCAGCUGGUUGGGGCUAUUUUUGGCCGAAAAGUGGAAUCGAAGAUCAUGGUCAUCUUCCGGGAAUUCAACAAACCAAUAAUCGAGCCGAAUUGUUUGCAGUUUAUAAAGCUCUUCAAUCGGUAAGUUGCUAUUAUUUUUUUCGCAAAAAUAAGAUGUUGGAAACGCGCUCCAGUGAACUUUUCGUUGCAAGAUAUAUCAGAACCAGAUCACAUCUCCCUUUAAACUCCGCGCUUGUGACAAUAUUCGUGUUACAGGCUCACGACCAGGAGCAUCGAUUGGAUAAAGUGAUUAUUCGAACCGAUUCUGAUCUUCUCGUCAAAACCAUGACAAUCUACAUCAACAAAUGGAAAAACAACAAUUGGAAGAGAUACGAUGGAAAACCAGUCAAAAAUCGAGAUGUUGUUGAAUUAAUCGAUUCGUUGGAAAGCAACUUCCAAGAGGUAUUUUUCUGUUAUCAAACAAAAUAUUUUAAAUGCUUCAGGUUGUCUAUGAACAUGUUCCUGCUCACAAUGGAGUACACGGAAAUGAACGAGCCGAUUUUUUGGCAAAACAAGGAGCCAGAAUGUCAGAUUUUUCGGAUUCUGAUGAUUCAUAUUAA
This is a messenger RNA of Caenorhabditis angaria, 736 nucleotides long. Lineage: Eukaryota; Metazoa; Nematoda; Chromadorea; Rhabditida; Rhabditidae. The record is from the annotation of a GenBank genome assembly.